AAUUAUCUUACUAUUAUUAGCAUAGCUAGCAAAAUGGAGAGGAGGAGUGCUAGGGUUAAGGUACGUUUUCCGGUAGCCAAGGAUAGUGGUAGUGGGCUCAAGCGGCAGUUUUCCGGCAGCCAGGAUGUGUUCACUCCUGCAAGGCGAGAUCGGAAAGGGCGCCGUUUUGGUUUCGUUCGUAUGUCAAAGGUCUCAGAUGCUAAGGAUUUGGAACAGAAGUUAAAUCAGAUUUGGCUUGGAUCCUAUCGUCUCAAGGUGAAAUUGGCAGAAACCAUAAAAAGAGAGAGGGUGGUGUCAGCGAGGAAUCCAAAUAGGCAAUUUGAGAAAAAAUGGAUUAGAAGAGAGAGUAAGGUGACUUCAGGGAUGACGUACGCUCAGGUGGUUGCUGGCAAUAUGGUUACACCUGAGGAAUGGAUGUCUUCGAAUAAGGAUGUCAAGCAGGAUGAGUUAACAAAAGGGAAGGAACCGGUAGAGGAUGUGGUACUGGAGAAAAUACCAGAAAAGAGUACUGCACCAGUGAUAAGUGCAGGUAGGGUUGAGGAAAGGUAUUCUCCAAAAAUUGAUUUGGUAUUAGAAUUUACUCCUAAAGAUGAGGAAGUGGCAUGGUUGAAACGAAGUAUGGUAGCAAUGGUUCGAUCUUUAGAUAUGGUGAAGAAAAUCCAGAACAGGUUGGAUGUAGAUGGAUUAAUGGUGAAUGUGGCUUUGCUCGAUGGUCACCAUGUCAUUUUGGUUGAUUAUUCAGAAGGAUGCCUUGAGGAGUUUAUCAGUCAUAACAGUGAACUGGCAUGGAGCGAGAGAUGCUUCACAGAAUUAGGUGGAUUAAUUGGAGAGGUGAUAUUAGUUGAUGAGGAUACGAGGAUGCAGGAGGAGGAAUGGAGGAUGGACCCGGAUUGGUGGUUGGCCGGGGAACGGCGGAAUUCGAUGGUAGAAUCUGACUCCGAAAAUUCCGAUGACGGAUUAAGUGAAUCAACUUUUAAUGAAAACGGAUUUCUGGGCGAUGAUGGGGCAGUGUUGGCCGAAGAUGGUGCUGCAACGGAAAGGGAUUCAAAUUUUUUGUUACAAAAAGAAGUAGAUUUAAAUGAGGAAGAUUUGGGUGUGAAUAAGGAAUUAAAUGGGCUGGAGACAUUUGGGCGGAGUGGAGGAAGUUUUAAUGGGCCACAUAAAUGUGGAGAAGUGGAGCAACAAGUUGAAGAUCGAAGUGUUGAAGAUGGGUUCGAAUAUGGGUUGGAGGCUCCUUAUGUGCAGAUAGCCCGACCGGAUAGGACAGAGAAAAAACGCAGAAGCUUGGGAACGAUUUAUGCCAUGGUUAUUGGGAUGGAGGAAGCAAGGAAAGUUGGCACCAGCUGGGUCACGGCCAGGACAAAGGCUCGAAGAAAUAGAAGGGACACAGACCUACAGAUGGGGGAAGUGAGAGAGCUGUUUGUGAUGGGGCAUAAUUUGGGGAUUCGAUGCCAACAAAAUGAUGAAGAGGUGAUAUCUAGGUUGGUGGCUUUAGAGGAAACAAAAUUAGAGGGAGUUGAGGUUUCUCUGUGUAGAAAGUUGUGGUAUUCUAAGGAUUUUGACUGGGUUAUGCAAAAAUCAGUGGGCAAUUCGGGAGGGGAGUGGGGAAAGCAGCGGUUGAAGUGUAACCUUGUUAAUGUGUAUGCUGCAUGUGAUAGGCAGAGGAAGGCUAUGUUAUGGGAGGAGAUGGGUAGACCUGAUGGUUCUUCAAUGAGUAGGUUGGAUAGGGUUUUGUUAUCCACAGAAAUGAGUUUAUUGGAUAGAGAGUGGGUUCAAGUUGGUAUGCGAAGAUCGAUUUCAGAUCAUUGUGCACUGAUUUUGACGUCAAGAAAUAUAGAUUGGGGUCCCAAGCCUUUUCGAGUACUUGACGCAUGGCAACAACACCCUAAUUUCAAAGGUUUUGUGGAGGAUAAAUGGAAGACUUUGCAGAUUGAAGGAUGGGCGGGUUUCAAAUGUAAACAGAAGUUGAAAUUAUUAAAAGAUGAAUGCAAGGGGUGGAAUAGAGGGGUGUUUGGUAAUGUGGAGAUUCAACUGGAUACACUGUUAAAGCAUAUUGGGAGGUUGGAUAAAAAAAGUGAGGCAGAGGAGCUGAGCGAAAAUGAGGUGCUAUUGAGAAAGAAAUGCUUUCAGGAGAUGUGGGACAUUUUCCGAAGGAAAGAAGCUGUGUGGAGGCAAAAAUCAAGGAACAAUUGGGUUCGUUUGGGUGAUGCAAAUACAGCUUUUUUCCACAGAUGUGUGCAGACAAGGAGGGCACAGAAUGCAAUAUCUGGUAUCUUAGGGGAUGAGGGAUGGAUUGAGGAACCCGAGUUAAUUAAGGCAGAGGCAGUUAAAUAUUUUAGUGAGUUAUUUCACAAGGAACAGUGGAGUCGGCCUGUAAUGGGAGGGAUCCAAUUUCGUAAAAUCUCUGCAGCACAAAAGGAGUGGCUAGAACGACCUUUUUCCAUAGAGGAAAUUGAAGAGGGUCUUCGAAGCUGUGAUGGGUCAAAGGCACCAGGCCCAGAUGGAUUCAAUUUCAAUUUUAUAAAGUUUGCUUGGAACACGUUGAAGGAUGAUUUUGUGAACUUUUUGAUGGAAUUCCAUCAACAUGGGAGGUUAGUUAAAGGUCUGAACUCCUCUUUCUUGGCAUUAAUUCCUAAAAAAUUGAAUCCAGUGCAAUUUAAGGAGUAUAGGCCCAUUUGUCUGAUCGGUUGUUUGUAUAAAUUAUUAGCGAAAGUUUUAGCAAAUAGGUUGAAAAGGGUAAUGGCAGAUAUUAUAAGUGAGUCACAAUCAGCUUUUGUUGGGGGUCGUCAGUUGGUGGACAGUGUGUUAGUUUUGAAUGAGGUAGUUGAUGAGGUGAAGAGAAAGAAACAGGAGAGCUUUAUUUUUAAGGCUGAUUUUGAAAAAGCAUAUGAUUGUGUGGAUUGGGACUUUCUUGAUUGGAUGAUGGACAGAAUGGGGUUUGGGGUUAAAUGGAGAAAGUGGAUUCGGGAAUGUCUCUCAACAGCCAGGAUUUCUAUUUUACUAAACGGAAGUCCGACGUCGGAAUUUUCAAUUAGCAAAGGUCUUCGACAAGGUGAUCCUUUGUCCCCUUUUCUGUUUUUAUUAGUAGGUGAAGGGCUGUGUGGGCUGGUGAAAAAAGCAGAAUGUGAAGGGUUGUUGAAAGGUCUGGAAAUUGGGAGGGGUGGUAUGGAGUUGUCAUUGUUACAGUUUGCAGAUGGUACUGUUUUUAUGGGAAAGGCAUGUGCAGGGAAUUUAAAGGUUGUGAAAGCCAUUUUGCACUGGUUUGAACUGAUUUCAGGAUUAAAGAUAAAUUUUAGCAAAAGUCAUUUGUAUGGGUUUAACACUUCAGAAGGGUGGUUAAGAGGAGCAGCUGAAAUCUUGCAUUGUGGGGUAGGAAGGGUGCCUUUUAUCUACCUUGGUUUGCCGGUUGGAGGGAAUCCGGGGAGGAAAAAGUUUUGGAAUUCUGUGCUGGAUCGUUUUCGUCAUAAGCUCGCCACUUGGAAAAGCCCACUACUGUCCUUUGGAGGCCGGAUUACAUUAAUUAACUCGGGACAGUUUAGGGAAAUGAUUAAUGGGGUAAGAUUAAGGAUGGAGGAAGCAGAUUCUUGGCAAUGGCUUCAUGGUAGAGAUGGUAUCUAUUCUGUAAAGGCAGCUUAUGAUUUUUUAUCACUGAAAGUUUGUGUUCUGGAUGAGAAAUAGUCUCGGUUUAUUUGGAGUAAAUAUGUUCCUUCUAA
Rubroshorea leprosula is the source of this 3713-nucleotide messenger RNA. The record is from the annotation of a GenBank genome assembly. Lineage: Eukaryota; Viridiplantae; Streptophyta; Magnoliopsida; Malvales; Dipterocarpaceae.